AUGGCAUAUUCAGAAGGUGUGUUCCAGAGGCAGAUAUUCCAGGGAUUCUACAUCAUUGCCAUGGUUCCUCUUAUGCAGGGCACUUCGCCACAUUCAAAACGGUGGCCAACUAUGUUCAGAGAUGCUCACGCCUACAUAGCUCAAUGCGAUGCAUGCCAGCGACUUGGGAACAUCAGCAAAAGGAAUGAAAUGCCUCAGAAUUACAUUUUAGAAGUUGAGGUGUUCGACUGUUGGGGAGUCGACUUCAUGGGACCUUUCGCUCCGUCCUUCAAGAACGAGUACAUCCUGGUCGCGGUUGACUAUGUCUCCAAGUGGGUAGAAGCAGUGGCGAGUCCCACUAAUGAUGCAAAAGUGGUGACUAAGAUGUUCAGCUCCAUCAUCUUUCCGAGAUUUGGGGUGCCUAGAGUGGUCAUUAGCGAUGGCGGAACACACUUCAUCAACAAGGCAUUUCAGGGCCUGUUGAAGAAGAAUGGGGUGAAACACAAGGUGGCUACCGCUUAUCACCCCCAGACGAGUGGACAGGUUGAAGUUUCCAACAGGGAAGUCAAGAACAUUCUACAGAAAACUGUCAAUACCUCGCGCAAGGAGUGGUCGCUUAAGCUGGACGAUGCUCUCUGGGCCUACAGAACAGCCUACAAAACGCCGCUAGGGACCACCCCCUAUCACCUGGUCUACGGUAAGGCUUGUCAUCUUCCUGUCGAGCUCGAAUACAAGGCUGCAUGGGCGGUCAAGUUACUGAAUUUCAACGUCAAGCCAGCAACUGAGAGGCGCAUGAUCCAAGUCCAUGAGCUGGAAGAGAUAAGGCACCUCGCCUAUGAGAGUUCCAAAAUUUAUAAGGAGAAGACCAAAGCCUACCAUGACAAGCAAAUCAUUGCCAGACGUUUCGAACCAAACGAUAAGGUCUUGCUCUUCAACUCCAGACUUAGGCUGUUCCCAGGCAAGCUGAAAUCUAGAUGGUCCGGACCCUUCACCGUUAAGGAAGUCCGCCCAUACGGAGCUGUUGUGUUGCUGGACAGAAAGGGAGAUGAGUUCGUCAUCAAUGGUCAGCGCAUCAAGCAUUACCUUGCUGACUCCACUAUCGCAAAGGGUGAAGAAGUUCCCCUAAGCGAUCCCCCAUCAGCCUGA
This is a messenger RNA of Brassica napus (rape), 1125 nucleotides long. RefSeq lists its product as uncharacterized. Gene Ontology annotation, molecular function: nucleic acid binding. The transcript has a single exon. Gene Ontology annotation, biological process: DNA integration. Bases 1 to 1125 code for a protein of 374 amino acids. Lineage: Eukaryota; Viridiplantae; Streptophyta; Magnoliopsida; Brassicales; Brassicaceae. The record is from RefSeq and is a predicted model, not a curated record.